Molecule: messenger RNA, 2754 nt
Organism: Paramisgurnus dabryanus
Lineage: Eukaryota; Metazoa; Chordata; Actinopteri; Cypriniformes; Cobitidae
Product: E3 ubiquitin-protein ligase TRIM47-like
Molecular function (GO): zinc ion binding
Source: RefSeq, a predicted model, not a curated record
UUUUACAAAACCCAACAUCUCGCGAGACUGUGCAGUAGCUGUAUCCCCUCUAGCCAGAACCCUACAGGACGCAGACGGAUACAUUUGCCUAGACUAGGAAACUGAUUACUUGAGGGAAAACGAAACUUAGUUGUUGUUGGUUUGUUUCAUGUUCAUGUUUCUUUGUCUUUGUGUAUAUGCAGUAAAAUGGCAGAAGCCAGUUUUUUAUGGGCUCAGGAUCAGUUCAGCUGUUCAAUCUGUUUGGAUCUAUUGAAGGAUCCAGUGACUGUACCAUGUGGACAUAGUUAUUGUAUGAGCUGUAUAACAGAUUACUGGGAUCAGGAUGAGGAUGAUGAUAAUGAGGAAGAGGGAGUCUACAGCUGCCCUCAGUGCAGACGGGCCUUCACACCAAGACCUGUUUUAGGUAAAAAUGUAGUGUUUGCUGAAAUGAUAGAGAAACUGAUUAAACUUAAGACUCCUCACCGUGCUCCAUGUUAUGCUGGUCCUGGAGAUGUGGAGUGUGACAUCUGUAGUACUGAAAGAAAACACAAAGCUGUGAAGUCAUGUCUGGAGUGUCUUGAAUCUUACUGUCAAUCUCACUUUGAACGCCAUGAAGAAUUUCGCUCAGGUAAACGACACAAAGUGAUUGAUGCCACUGGAAGUUUGCAGGAGAUGAUCUGCCCUCAGCAUCAUAAGCUUCUGGAGAUUUUCUGUCGUACUGACAAGCAGUGUAUUUGUAUGAUGUGUACGGUGUAUGAACAUAAAAAUCAUGAUACUGUAUCAGCCGAAGCAAGGAGGACAGAGAUAGAGAAAAACUUGAUGAAGACGCAGAAAAAACUCAAGAAGAGCAUUGAGCAGAAGCAGAAAGAUCUUCAGGAGCUGAAAGAGGCUGUGAGGUGUUAUAAGCGCUCUGCACAGACAGCAGUGGAGGACUGUGAGAUCAUGUUUACUGAGCUGAUCUCAUCCAUUGAGAAAAGUCGCUCUGAAGUGACACAACUGAUCAGAGAUCAGGAAAAGACUUCAGUGAUUCCAGCAGAGGAACAACUGGAGAGAAUGAAGCAGGAUAUUGAUGAUCUGAGGAGGAGAGAUGCCGAGCUGGAGCAACUUUCGCACACACAUGAUCACAUCCAUUUCCUCAAGGUUUUUCAAGGUAUCUCUGCACCACCUGAAUCUACAGUCAUCUUCCCAGUCAGUCCUGUCUGCUCUUUUAAUGGCAUUAUUAAAUCUGUCUCUAAGCUGAAAGAGAGACUGGAGACUCUUUGCAACCAGGAGGUUGAAAGGAUUUUUGCUGGAGGCAGAGACGCUUACAGUUCACAUCCCAGUCUGCUCACAAACUCGUGCAUAGCAACACAGGCUAGAGUCUUAGAGACUGAAGAGGUCAUUCCAGUCUUGGAGGUUGUUCCAGUUUUGGAAACUGAGGAGGUCACUCAAGCCUGGGAGAAUGAGGAGGUUGUUUCAUUCUGGGAGACUGAAGAGGUCACUCCAGUCUUGGAGACAGAAGAGACUGUUCCAAUCUUGGAGACUGAUGAGACUGUUCCAAUCUUGGAGACUGAAGAGGCUGUUCCAGACUUUGAGACUGAGGAGGUUAUUCCAAUCUUGGAGACUGAGGAGGUCAUUCAAGCCUGGGAGACUCAGGAGGUUGUUCCAGGCUUGGAGACUGAGAGGAUUUUUUCAUUCUGGGAGACUGAGGAGGAUGUUCCAGUCUUGGAGACUGAGGAGGUCAUUCAAGCCUGGGAGACUCAGGAGGUUGUUCCAGGCUUGGAGACUGAAAGGAUUGUUUCAUUCUGGGAGACUGAGGAGGCUGUUCCAGUUUUCGAAACUGAUAAGGUCCUUCAAGCCUGGGAGACUGAGGAGACGGAUCAAGUCUUGGAGACUGAGGAGGAUGUUCCAGUCUUGGAGACUGAGGAGGUUGUUUCAUUCUGGGAGACUGAGGAGGCUGUUCCAGUCUUGGCGACUGAGGAGGUCAUUCAAGCCUGGGAGACUCAGGAGGGCGUUCCAGACUUUGAGACUGAGGAGGUUGUUUCAUUCUGGGAGACUGAUGAAGUUGAUCCAGUCUUGGAGACUGAAGAUGUUUUUCAGGCCUGUGAUACUGAGGAGCCCAGUGCAAUCUUGGAGUCUGAGGAGGAAUGUUUAUUCCGGGAGAUUGAGGAUGAAGAGGUUGGUUCAUUUUGGGAGAAUGAGGAUGAAGAGGUUGGUUCAUUCUGGUAGACUAACGAUAAAGAGGUUGAUUAAUUCUGGGAGACUGAUGAGGUUGUUCCCCCUGCCUGUCUUUAGUUCCACUUCUGUUUAGUUCCACUUCUGUUUAAUGCCCUUGUGUCUGUUAUCUUGUGUUGGUUCAUUCUUGCUGUCUGAUGCUGUGUCUUGUGUUUUCCAUGGCCAGCUAAGUCUAGUUUUUCUUGUUUUUUUUUCUGCUUUGUUUUUAAAUAAAAAAACAGCAAUCUUUAAUACAAUAAUUGAAUUCAAUACAUAAAUAAUACAUCAUUCUUCAUUCUAAUUAAAAAAAAAAUCUUAACCCCCCUGUGUAUGACCCAUUUGUUCUAGAAUAGGAGUGAAUGUGAUCCUAGUGCAGGAACUCUGAACCCUUAGCAACUCUGAAGCAAUGACCCUCAUCCACGAGGUCCAAGCCACAUUUAUAUUCAGCCUCUUUGUCUAAGGUUUGAAUCUGUAUCUGCCAUGUGCUUGAGCAGAAGUGUUAAAGAGCACCUAUUUUAUUGCUAAAAACAAUGCUAUUUUGUGUAUUUGGUAUAAUACAGUGUGUUCGCGUGGUUUAUGAUU